This is a messenger RNA of Diachasma alloeum, 4940 nucleotides long. RefSeq names its product potassium channel subfamily T member 2 (gene SLO2). NCBI's taxonomy places the organism in Eukaryota, Metazoa, Arthropoda, Insecta, Hymenoptera, Braconidae. Gene Ontology annotation, cellular component: membrane. The coding region runs from base 56 to 4651 and encodes 1531 amino acids. The record is from RefSeq and is a predicted model, not a curated record. Gene Ontology annotation, molecular function: intracellular sodium-activated potassium channel activity. Gene Ontology annotation, biological process: potassium ion transport. The transcript has 25 exons.
CGAAAACCGCCGGAGGUUCAUUUCAUCAAGAGAAUCGAUAAAAACCUCGAAAGAGAUGUCGGUGUUCUUCUUUCGCCUUCACAACUUGCGGCGACAGGCGGAUGAGGCGCGGAAAAAACGUGAACGUCGGGGGACAGCACAGGGUGGUCAACGUGGGACCAAUUGCGGGGACCAAUCACAACCUACCGCAGGAUCUAUGCAGUGUUGUACCAAAGUUCAUCGGGGUCCAAGCAAACUAUUUGAAAGAGCACCUUUACAGCCAAGCGAUUCCCUCGACGAAAUUGCCCUUCAAAUUCCUAGAGUGCGUGUUGAAUAUUACGUGAACGAGAAUACAUUCAAGGAACGGCUGCAACUCUAUUUCAUCAAAAAUCAACGUUCAAGUCUGAGGAUACGAGUGGCGAAUUUAUUCUUCAAGCUGUUAACAUGCUUCCUUUAUAUAUUCAGGGUUAUCACGGACAACGUUCCUACAUUUGCGUCAUGUUACGGUUGUACACCAGGAAACAAGUCGGAAAUCCUGGCAUCGCAGAUGCUCACGGAAGAGGAGUUUCAAGACCACUCCACCAUCAACUGGGACGCAAUUCUGUGGGUGAGACGACCUUUAGAGCUGUGGGUCGUUCAGGUUAUUCUAGCGAUGGUAUCUCUUGCCGAGGCAUUGCUACUCGCCUAUCUCGGAUACAAGGGAAACAUUUGGCAGCAACUGCUCUCAUUCCACUUCAUUCUGGAACUAGUGAACACUAUACCAUUCACAAUCACGAUACUUUAUCCACCGAUGCGAAAUCUGUUCAUUCCGGUAUUCCUGAACUGCUGGUUGGCAAAGCACUCACUGGAGAAUAUGUUCAACGAUCUUCACAGAGCAAUGCAGAAGUCACAAUCGGCCUUGAGUCAGCAGUUGAUGAUUCUCAGUGUUACUUUACUGUGCCUUGUCUUUACCAGUGUAUGCGGCAUUCAACAUUUCCAACGAGCCGGGCACCGGCAUUUAAACUUGUUUCAAAGUACAUAUUUCGUGGUGGUAACAUUUUCUACAGUAGGAUAUGGCGAUUUUGUUCCAGACAUUUGGCCCUCACAGCUCUACAUGGUCUGCAUGAUAUGCGUCGCGCUGAUAGUGCUACCAACACAGUUCGAACAACUAGCAUUUACAUGGAUGGAGCGCCAAAAACUCGGUGGUUCAUAUUCAUCGCAUCGUGCCCAGAGCGAGAAACAUGUCGUAGUAUGCAGUACAACACUCCAAGCGGACACUAUAAUGGACUUUCUAAACGAGUUUUAUGCCCAUCCCCUGCUACAAGAUUACUACGUUGUACUGCUGUCACCCAUGGAAUUGGAUACAACAAUGAGGAUGAUACUUCAAGUACCAAUUUGGGCACAGAGGGUUAUUUACAUACAGGGUUCGUGCUUGAAGGACGGUGACCUUGCUAGGGCUAGGAUGAACGAGGCUGAAGCCUGUUUUGUCCUGGCGGCGAGGAAUUAUGCUGACAAAACUGCCGCUGAUGAGCAUACAAUCCUCAGAUCAUGGGCUGUGAAGGAUUUUGCUCCAAAUGUACCUCAGUACGUACAGAUUUUCCGUCCUGAGAACAAGCUUCACGUUAAAUUUGCUGAGCACGUCGUAUGCGAGGAUGAGUUCAAAUAUGCACUUUUGGCUAACAAUUGCACUUGUCCUGGUGCAUCAACGCUAGUUACGUUACUUCUGCAUACAUCACGUGGACAAGAGGGACAACAGUCGCAGGAGGAGUGGCAUCGGCUUUAUGGCAAGUGCUCGGGAAAUGAGAUAUACCACAUAACUCUGGGUGAUUCGAGAUUUUUCGGAGAGUAUGAGGGAAAAUCGUUUACGUAUGCGUCGUUUCAUUCUCAUCGGAAAUAUGGAGUUGCUCUUGUGGCUGUCAGACCAGCGGAACUGCCGGAAUUUUAUGAGGAUACUAUUCUACUUAAUCCGGGUCCCCGUCACAUAAUGAAGAAAACAGACACAUGCUACUACAUGAGCAUAACGAAGGAGGAGAACUCAGCGUUUGUGGUGGCGAACAAUCAAGAUAAACUGUCAGAUCCCUCCCAAGUAGUAGUGGACAACAAGGGGGACACAUCAACAACCCAAGGGGGAACAACGUCGGGACCAGGCACAGGGGCCACUACCUUGACGACACCAACGACACUGUCAGCGACACUUGCAGCAGCUGGAUCAGGAGGGAACGGUACAAUUGGAAUAGGUGCUAGCCAGCAUCGAAGAUAUUCUAAUGGUUUUAAAUCGUCGUACGAUACGCCACGUGAGGCGGGUGAACCGGUGUCUCCGGGCAAACCACGUAUACAUGUACCACCGCCCGGAGCACCGCCGCCGCCUCAGGUUAUUUUGCAGGUCCUCCCUAGCACGCCCACACUCCAACACCACAACCUACUCGCAUCCGAUGUCCACCCAACUACGUACCUGGAUCCAGCCAAUUUAACGGAUUCGAGACAAUGUUUGAGGGACUCUGGAUCAAGCCCUCAAACACCAAUCACAGGGAAUCAUCUGGAUGUGCCACGCUCAAUGGAUACUAAUCCAAAUUUACUGAGUCCAGAGAUAUUGAUGCAAAGACGAGGUAGCAGAAGACCUAGUAUACUCCCCGUGCCGGAUAUGUUAACAAGUUCAACGUUACAUUUACCUGGUCAGGAGUCCCUAGACCAUGAGGCGGAUGAGUCCGAGGACGAGAUGGAUGACGACGUUCCCUGGAGAUCACCCAGUGAAAAAAUAGCCUUCAAGGGUAUUGUCAAAGGAUUUCCACCGGUGUCGCCGUUCAUUGGAGUAUCACCCACGCUGUGUUAUUUAUUGAAGGAGAAAAAACCAUUGUGCUGUCUACAAUUGGCUCAGGUUUGUGAGCAUUGCAGCUAUAGAAAUGCGAAAGAAUACAAUUGGCAGAACAAAACGAUCAUAUUAGCAGCGGAUUACGCGAGUAACGGAAUAUACAAUUUCAUCAUCCCCCUGCGAGCUCACUUUAGAUCGAAAACUUCCCUUAACCCGAUCAUUCUUCUGCUGGAGAGAAGACCGGAAAUUGCCUUUCUAGACGCCAUCUCUUAUUUUCCACUGGUAUAUUGGAUGCUUGGAUCGAUUGACUGUCUCGACGACCUGCUUCGUGCUGGUAUCACACUUGCCGAAAAUGUCGUUGUUGUCAACAAGGAGUUGAGCAAUUCCGCUGAAGAAGAUACACUGGCUGAUUGCAAUACCAUCGUCGCUGUUCAGACAAUGUUCAAAUUCUUCCCCAGCAUAAAGAGCAUAACUGAGCUGUCGCAGUCGAGCAAUAUGAGAUUCAUGCAAUUCCGGGCGCACGACAAGUACGCCCUACACCUCAGCAAAAUGGAAAAGAGGGAGAAGGAGAGAGGCUCCCACAUAUCGUAUAUGUUCCGGCUGCCAUUCGCCGCUGGUAGUGUCUUCAGUGCAUCAAUGCUGGACACACUUUUGUAUCAAGCCUUUGUCAAGGACUAUGUGAUAACAUUCGUCAGACUCCUGCUAGGUAUUGACCAAGCACCGGGCUCUGGAUUCCUGACCUCGAUGCAAAUAACGAAGGAAGACAUGUGGAUACGAACCUACGGCAGACUCUAUCAAAAACUCUGCUCGACAACGUACGAAAUACCAAUUGGUAUCUACAGAACGCAGGACACGAGUGUGACGGAUACUUCGAACGACUCGGAUGCUGAGAGCGAUACUGGAGUUGGUGUCACGUACAAGAUGCGCCGUACAGCGGCUGCUGCGUGCCUCUCGAAUUGCUCUACCCGUGAAAAGGGUGCAUCGGCAUACUCAGUCUCGAUAGCCGACGAGGCCCGCGACAACCACACCCAGCAGAUAGAGCGCGCCGAGAUCGCCAACCUCGUCCGCUCCCGAAUGGAGUCCCUCAACCUCCCAGUGGCCGACUACGACGACGUCUCCGAGAAGCGCAACAGUCUCUCCUACGUGAUAAUCAACCCGAGCUGUGAUCUGAAGCUGGAGGAGGGUGACAUCGUGUACCUGGUCCGACCAAGUCCUUUCUCAGCGCAGAAGACCUUCGAGCGUCAUAACUCCCGGCGGAAAUCGAACAUCAGUUUCUGCUCGGCUCAGCUGGUCGCCCAGAUGUCAGCAGCUGUUGCUUCCUCAGGAAUAGGCGGCGGUGGGGGUAGUAGAAGGGGCUCGGGAAUUGGUUUGGCUAGGGCACCACCACUCGGUGGCACCAAGUCUAAUUCACUCUCUUUACCGGACAGUCCCACCGUUGCCGGAAGCCUGCGCGGCCGUUCGAAUUCGUUGCGCGUGGUAGACGAUAUCCUGCUCAGACGAAGCAAUUCACUACGACAGGGUUUCACCACGCGACGAAAGAGCAGCCUGGAGGACAUCGGCCUCGGUGCGUUGUCCCAUCCAACAAAUCAUAAUCCUAUUAAAAUAGCACUUAAUGGCUCAAUUGGCCUAGAGGUAACACCACCUGAAGAGGGUAUACCUGGGGGCAAUGCCAGCAAUACUGGUAUACUCGAUGUUGGUUUACCAUCUAUGCCAGCACUUGGUACUGGCUUAGGCGCUCCACUUGGUCCACCUCUGGGUGCGGGUCUUGGCGGUUCACUUGGGGGUCUCUAUGAUCCACCAAUUGUCCAGAGUAAAGGACAGGUUAAUACCCAACAGCCACAGGGAAAUCAGGAUCCUCAGCAUAUACAGGGGACAAUCGUAUGAUACAACCUUAUGUGGGGACGCAGACUCUCCAGUGUAGUCAGAAAUAAGUGGAUAUAGCGUUCCCACAUAGAUGGCCAUUUUAGGUAUUAGACGAGAGCUCUGCGACAGGAGGAGAGAAUCUCUUGAAAGGGCAAGGGCUAUCGGUCUUUCAUUAUUGCGGACAGCAGAAGUCGUUACUGAAAUUAUUGCUGUUUUUGUACAGUGAAGUUAUAUUCAAUAGCGAUGUGGUAAAACGGUAGAAGUUGAGACUGUUUGACUGUUGGCUAAUUUUCAAUGAAUAUCUGGGAAU